AUGUCCAACAUGGCCGACCAGAUGGACGUUUGGGCCCUGACCGAGUGGGACAAGCCGCUGCAGAAGAUGCGCCUGCCCAAGCCGACGCUGCAGGGCCGCGACGUGCUGCUGCGCGUGACGCAUGCGGGCGUCUGCCACUCGGACCUGCAUACGGCCGAGGGCUUCUACGACGUCGGCAAGGGCCAGCGAUUCUACGUCAAGGACCGGGGGAUCACGCUGCCACGCGCGCUUGGCCACGAGAUCUGUGGCGAGGUGGUGGCCGUGGGUCCCGACGUGGCUGCCGGCAGCCUGGCCGUGGGCUCGCGCCAGAUCGUGUAUCCGUGGCUUGGCUGUGCUGCCUGCACGCGCUGCCGCCAGGAGGAGGACAACCUGUGCGCGGCGCAGCGCGGCCUCGGAACGCUGCAGCACGGCGGCUUUGCCGAGUAUGUCGUGGUGCCGGAUCCCAAGUAUCUCGUCGAUCUCGGCUCGCUCGAUCCGGCUGUCGCCUGCACUUUUGGCUGCUCCGGCAUCACGACGCUCAGUGCCGUCGGCAAGGUCAUGCCACUGCCGCCCGACGAACCCGUGCUUCUGAUCGGUGCCGGUGGCCUCGGCCUCGCUGCCAUCUCCGUCCUCCGGUCCUACGGCCAUCGCGCCAUCGUCAGCGCCGACAUCAGUGACGAGAAGCUCGACGGAGCCCGCGCGGCUGGUGCUUCCCAGACCGUCAACACGGCCGGCCCCGAUGCCGCCACAAAGAUCCUCGCGGCUACCGGUGGCCCCGUCCUCGCCGUCAUCGACUUUGUCAACAGCUCCGCCACUGCUGCCCUCGUCAACGGGCUCGUCGCCAAGGGCGCCAAGUGGGUGCAGGUCGGCGUCAUGGGCGGCUCCCUCGAGCUCUCCCUCGUCGGCAACAUCUUCAAGGGUCUCACCAUCUCGUCCAACAUUACCGGCAACCUCGCUGAUCUGCACGCCCUCGUCAAGAUGGCCAAGGACGGCAAGCUCGCCCCGGUACCCGUCCAGAAGAUGGACUGGAAUGACGUGAACGAGGCCAUGGGCCUGCUCAAGGCCGGCAAGGUAACUGGUCGUGUCGUUCUCGUUAAAUAG
Messenger RNA from Grosmannia clavigera kw1407, 1080 nucleotides. Its product is annotated as alcohol dehydrogenase. The record is from RefSeq and is a predicted model, not a curated record. The coding region runs from base 1 to 1080 and encodes 359 amino acids. Gene Ontology annotation, molecular function: oxidoreductase activity; zinc ion binding. Lineage: Eukaryota; Fungi; Ascomycota; Sordariomycetes; Ophiostomatales; Ophiostomataceae. The transcript has a single exon.